AUGUUAAGUUUAGUUGAUUAUACUGGAAGUGAUGACGAAGACAUUGAUGAAUCACAUAAUGAAGAAUGUAUUUAUGCGGAAGUAGUUUCAAAUCGCACGAAAAGUUCAACAUUUGCAAACAAGGACGAUAGAACGACAGAUGAAUUCAAAAGGCUAGGAGAUGUUGCUCUGAUCGAUGAUAUUACAAAUGCUGAAGAACAGCCAUCAAUAUUGACAAAUUUACCACCUGCGUUACCUUUGGCAGAUAAGCGCAUGGAAAAAGAAAGAGAUUUAGAAGAUUUGGUAAAACGAAAAGACUGGGAACUGAAAUUAGCAAAGAAAGCUGAAAGAAGACGCAAGCGUCAUCAUAAAAUUAGUACAAACAGAAGUUCGAAAAACUAUCGUGCAAGUAAAAGUUUGGUAGAUAACAAAAGCAAUUCAAAGAAACUGGUCGUUAUACAAGCUUUUAGUGGAUUGAAAGGCCUAGCUGGUGACGAAAAGCAAGGGAAGUCUGAUGAGCAACCGGCUCAUUUGAUGACAGCUUCCUCAUCAGCUAAUCUUCUUACGGUCUUACCUGAACCUAAGAAUGCUUCAAGAACCUCAAGAAAUUUAAGUCUUUUCACGCCUAACAAUACACAUUCUUCAGAAAAUGCUAAAAUGUCUAAAAUUGUCGUUGCCAGAGAAAUUUCGAAAGAAUCAAAAUUUACUAAAGAAAGUGAUGAUGGAUCUGAUGAAGAUCAUGAUUCAACAGACUUCUUUGGUCUCAAAGCAUUUGAUAAUCCUCCUGUAGUAUCGAAUAUUACAUCUGUUUCAAAUAUUUCAGAUGACAAAAAACUUGGCCAGGUCGGACUAACAAGUGAUGCAAAAGUUGGAAAUAAUAUAUUUGAAUUCGUUUCUAAUCCAGAAAUUAUUGCUGAGUGUUAUGAUACAUCUACCUCCACUACUUCGUCUGGAGUUAUUGAUGACAGUCAAGCUUUAUAUAUGAUUUAUUCACGUGAUAUUGCUCAUUUGGGUGGCACAGUUUCGAAUGCUGCUAAAGCCGUGGAAAAUAUAGUCGAUGUUAGUGUUGAUAAGGUCUUGGGUCCAAACGUUCGUUCGACACUUCUCAAAAAUCUUCAUAACAAAUCGCUUGCGGAAGCAACUUUAUCACAUCUUGCUAGCAUGCCAAAAAGCAAAGAUACUGUUAGCAUGCUGGCACGACGAAAACAUCAGAUCACAUAUCUUGCCAGUGUUGCAGUAGCCAGAGAAGAACAGCUUGCUGAGCAAUGGUCUGUGAAUCGACAUAACAAAAGAACGUCGGCAAGAAAAUAUGGAUUUUAA
Messenger RNA from Brugia malayi, 1299 nucleotides. RefSeq lists its product as uncharacterized. Gene Ontology annotation, cellular component: nucleus. NCBI's taxonomy places the organism in Eukaryota, Metazoa, Nematoda, Chromadorea, Rhabditida, Onchocercidae. The transcript has 9 exons. The coding region runs from base 1 to 1299 and encodes 432 amino acids. The record is from RefSeq and is a predicted model, not a curated record.